AUGUUGUUUUCUACACGACCAGUAGCACAAGUGCGUCGUCAUGGCAACAUGUCGGCCUUGGAGGGUGAUGCGGUUAUCAACCCAUCAUCAGCUGUGGAUAUUUUCAAACCAUCCAAGCAAGUUACAAGCACACGGUCACCACCAAAGUUGCUUCGAGGAAUGGCUAUGCAUAAAGCCAUGCAGCAUGUGUACGGCUUACCGGCACCAACGUCUACUACUACUACAGCAGCAACAACAUCAUCAUCAUCAUCUUCAUCAGCAUCAUCGGCAUCUUCAUUACCUGCAUCUUCAUCAACUGCAUCUUCAUUGUCAUCUGCAUCUUCAUCACCAGCAUCUUCAUCUGCAUCUUCAUCUGCAUCUUCAUCAUUGGCAUCAUCAUCUGCAUCUUCAUCAUCUACAUCAUCUUCAUCAUUGGCAUCUGCAUCAACCACAUCAUCUACAUCAUCAUCAUCAUCAUUGGCAUCUGCAUCAUCCACAUCAUCAUCAUCUGCAUCUUCUUCUUCAUCAUCAUCAUCCAUUGACGAGCUUUGCGAAGCUCUCGACAGGCUCGACAUCUAUGAGCCAGACAUCGACGUGCCGGAUGCUGUUCCUGGCACUCCUGAACCACAAGAAGUUGUAGAGAAUGAGGACACAGGUUCCUCAGAGCAAGCACAAGCCAUCCAAGACGUGCAAGAUGCAAUCAUGGCAUCUCCACCACCAUCACCACCGCCAUUGCCACCGCCAUUGCCACCGCCACCACCGCCACCAUUGCCAUUGCAACCACCACCACCGCCACCACCGCCAAUUUUGUAUACCCAAGAGAUACCACAGCAAGCAGCCAUCAUCUAUCCGGAAGUCUUGCCGGAAGUAGUAGUAGCAGCAGUAACAGCAGCAGCAGCAUCAGCAGCAUCAGCAAUACCUGUUGCAACAAGCACAGAGAAUGAGUGGGAUGCCACUAGCCCCACGUCCAAGGCCACCACUACCAAUACGAAGGCCACUAUCACCACCUCCAAGGCCACCAUCACCACCUCCAAGGC
Molecule: messenger RNA, 1016 nt
Organism: Lichtheimia ornata
Lineage: Eukaryota; Fungi; Mucoromycota; Mucoromycetes; Mucorales; Lichtheimiaceae
Exons: 4
Source: RefSeq, a predicted model, not a curated record